AUGGCGAAACGGAAGAAACGGCCGUGGCUCGACGCGUCCGUCGUGCGAAACGCGCGGGCGAGGGACGGCGAGAAGGCGCGCGAGCGACGAGAGCGCGAGCGAGCGUUCAGGGAAAAGUGUCCAGAGCGAUUCGUCGAGGAGGAAAAGGAACGCGAGAGCGAACGCGAACGAGACGCACGGGCGCGCGAUGGUGAUUUUAAAGCGUCGACGUCGGGGCGGGGAGGACGACGGAACGAUCGCGAGGGCGCGGACGGAAGACGGAAGGGCCACAAAGGCGACGGCUCGCCAGACGACUCGUUCUCGACAGACCCGCGUACGUUUCCGACGCACGCGACGUUUCAAACGCGCGAGGGAUUAUCGAACGAUGCUCUCGAGUGGCGAAGGAGUCGCGUGGAGGCGGUGACGAAAGACAUCGCGAUGUGCGCUCGGCACAAACAAUUACGAAGGGCGUGUCGCGCCUUUGUACAGUUGAUCGAAGAUGGAAUGGUCCCGUCGUCGUACACGUACGCGUCGCUACUAAAUGCGUACGUGAACACGGGCUCGAUGGACGGUGCCGAAGCGCUCAUGGAGCGCAUGAGCGAAGUGGGCUGUGCGCCGAACGUCGUAGCGUACACCACGAUGUUGAAAGGAUACAUGCUGGUGGCAGAUGUCGACGCCGCGUGGCGAUUGCUCGAGGGCAUGAAACAUCCCGUGGCUCCAGAUAUAAGAGCGGUGAAUACGUACAUACGUGUGUGCGUACGAUGUGGGAGCUUGACGAUGGCUCGACGCGCUUUCGAGCGCGUGCGAGACUGGGACAUUGUGCCUGACGAGACAACGCACAGACUGAUGGGACGAUUGCUCGCGCAAGGAUUAAGGUGCGACGAGCUGAAGAGCUUGAUCAAGAGCGUGAAGAAGAACGAACAUUUAAGAUGGACACUAGACCCAAGUUUUGGUCACUGCCAGUUCUGGUGCGCUGGAAAGUGUGAACGUGGCGCGAACUGCCGAUUCUAUCACGAUCCUUCCAUCGAGCAGGUUGACGCGUCGGCGAGAGAGACGGACGUGAACGACAUGCUGGCGCACCUAUACGUCAAUCACGCGCACGCGACGGCAAUGUCGGGUGAUGUAAAGCAGUGCUUCAAGUCACUUGCGAAAGCAGCCGAGAGUUUUGCACAAGAUGACGACGGAAACGCGGCCGGGCUCAAGGACAGAGACGAGCGAGCAGAGCUCUUCAGACAGACGAGCAGAGAUGAGCUCAAGCGUGAGAUGAAACGCAUCAAGGCGUUCGCGGAACGGUUAAAAAAUGGAGAGCAAAAGGCACCAAACCUCGAUGAGCACUUUGCGCGUUCUUUGAUUUUUAGCUCACAAAUUCUUCAGCCACCAGAACGAGGCUCAACAAGCUCCGAGGAGGAGGUGAGCGCCGUGCGCGAGCAUCUUUAUUCUGCGUUGAAGGACACAAUGGGAAUGAGCGAUUCGGAGCGGAAAGUGAAGCGCGCGAUUCGAAAAGUCAUAUCGGAAGACGGGACCAUUCGUUUCGAUCGAAUGUUCAGUCACAGAUUGAAGAAGGACGAGCGCGAGUUGAAUCUCGAAGUUGCCGCCGGAAACGGCGACUGGGCCGUGGCGCAAGCCGCCACAGACGAUUCAUCCGAUUGGAUCUCUCUUGAGCUACGCCACGACCGCGUGUACAGCAUUUUUUCACGUGCCGUCUUUUCGGGAGCAUCCAAUUUUGCCGCAAUGGGUGGCGAUGCUGCGUAUGUUAUGCGCCGAUAUAUAGCUCCGGGUUCCGUGUCCAAUGUCUUCGUGAACUUUCCAGAGCCGCCGCAUCACAGUGGAGACGCCGCUGCAGACAACUCACUCGCCUUACUCAACAAAGAGUUCUUUCGGGAUAUCCACGCCGGUCUCAAAGAAAAGGGCGGUUUGGUGAUAUUCAGCGAUAACCAUCGCUACAUGCAAUCUUUGGCUCGAAUGUUAGCUGGUAUGGAUUUGUUCUCGAGCCGAGAUGCCGACGUGACGUCGCGCGAACCGGCAGAGCUUUAUGAAACCAUCGAUGGAGUACGUCUAUAUCAAGGCAUCCCCGGUCCACUCGCGGGUCAUCGCGUGCACGAACAAUCGUAUUUCGACCGAUUCUGGGAGAACGGUCGACACGUGGAUCGAUACUUUCUUAGCGUAGGAAAAGUUGCGUAA
Ostreococcus tauri is the source of this 2160-nucleotide messenger RNA. Its product is annotated as tRNA (guanine-N-7) methyltransferase. The record is from RefSeq and is a predicted model, not a curated record. The coding region runs from base 1 to 2160 and encodes 719 amino acids. Gene Ontology annotation, molecular function: metal ion binding; tRNA (guanine(46)-N7)-methyltransferase activity; protein binding. Lineage: Eukaryota; Viridiplantae; Chlorophyta; Mamiellophyceae; Mamiellales; Bathycoccaceae. The transcript has a single exon. Gene Ontology annotation, biological process: tRNA modification.